AGAAAAAGAUGUUAAAUUCUGCCCGUCUUUCUUUGGGUCAUUGGCAAACUAUUCAACUUUGUUAGGCGGGUGGUCUUGGUUGACUGACGACAGCUAUCUUUGAAAACAACUUUCGAACGUGUCUAGGAGUAUAAUGGCUAACGGUUUUGAAGCUUCUACGCUUUCAACUUUAGCUAGCUACAUCGAUGCAACUUUGUCGCCUAAUGCCACUAUGCGUCGCAACGCUGAAGCCUUUUUACAAUCAAACGAAAAAGGACCUGGCUUCUCUUUAUUACUUGUUGAACUAAUAUCGAAUAGUAACUUUCAGUUUUUUACCAGACAAGCUGCUGCAGUAUAUCUUAAGAAUUAUAUAAAACGUUCGUGGGAAGACGUGGAUGAGAUGGAACGAGAAAAGUUAAAGCGAAGUUUGACCGACAGUUUAUUAUACUUACCUGUACAGUUGAGAAAGCUACUUACGGAGACCAUUUCAGUCAUUGCCGAUAGCGACUUCCCCAGCAACUGGGAAUACCUACUUCCAGAGUUGUGUUCCAAGUUGGAACAGGCAAUAAACUCUUUUCCACAUCAGUUAAGUUGGUCAACUUGUGACGGCGUCUUGGAAGCAGUGGAUGCUCUUGUUGAAUGUUAUCGCCAUUUGUUUCGUUCAGACGAUCUGUUGCUGGAACUCAAGUAUGUCUUGGGUCAUAUGCAGGUACUUAGUGAAAGAAACGUUGCUUUUUCAAAAAGUUAUCUUACUCCAGAGGUUGUAAAGGAAGAUAACGAAUAUACCCAUACUUUGUUAGAAAUAUUGUUCCGCUGUUGUCGUAUUUUUUAUUCUUUGUGCUAUCAGGAUUUACCAGAAUACUUUGAAGACCACAUGGAAGAAUGGGCCCGUGGCUUUUUGAAGAUUUUGAAUAUUUCUUUAUCGUCAGUUUCUUCGGAUAGUGAAGAUUCGGAUAACUCCCUCUUUGACCAAGUUCAGGCAGAAACAUUGGAUAAUGUUACUUUAUGUGCAGAGAAAUAUGAAGAAGAAUUUCGUCCAUAUUUGAGUCAGUUUGUUUCAGCCACUUGGUCACUUCUUAUUCGACACGGUAAUUCAACAAAGUAUGACCAGGUUGUGACAGCUGGAAUGGGGUUGUUGACGAUUGUGAGCAAGUCGGUUGACUUUGGAUUAUUUUCUGAGCCUGAUACAUUAAAGCAAGUUUGCGAAUAUAUUAUUAUUCCAAAUGUAGAAUUAAGAGAAGAUGACCAAGACCUGUUUGAAGAAAAUCCUAUGGAAUAUAUUCGUCAAGACAUGGAAGGCAGUGAUGCCGAAACACGUAGAAGGGCAGUUUGUGAGUUGGUGAAAGGACUUUGUACACAUUACGAGAAUGCUAUCACCGAAAUCUUUUCAAAUUAUGUUUAUAGUAUGUUGCAGGAAUUUGCCAAAGAUCCUACAAACAAGUGGAAAGGCAAGGACGCAGCUAUCUAUUUAGUUACUGCUAUUGGUUGGAAAGGCGGCACAGAAAGAGUUGGAGCCACUGUUGUCAAUCAACUGGUAGAUUUAGGUCAGUUCUAUAAGAAUCAUAUUAUUCCGGAAUUGGAAAGUGCAUCUAAGCAACCGGACAAUAUACGGUUUCCGAUCUUGACUUGCGAUAGCAUCAAGUUUGCGACCUCGUUUAGGAAUCAAAUCCCUGAUGGUCUACUUCCAGUAACUCUGACUUUUAUGAGUGAAUUGUUAAGUUCGAGGCUUCCUGUAGUACAUACAUAUUCCUGUAUAUCCAUCGAGAAAAUUCUCUCAUUACAAGAAAAUGGCGAAUGGAAAGUGAAGAAGGAGAACCUUGCUGAGUUUGUUUCAGCUUUGGUUCAUCGUUUGCUAUCCUUAAUGAUGAAUGUUUCGUCACAAAACGAAUACACAGUGAAGUGCCUUAUGAGAGUGAUUAUAUUUUUUGGAACAGACAUGGCACCAUUUUUGGAAACGCUUUUAAAUGGUAUUGUGAAGACAUUAGAAAUGAUAUCUCAGAAUCCUGGCAACCCUAAUUUUAUUCAUUAUUGUUUUGAAUGUAUUGCCGGACUGACUCGAUACGUUUGUACCGAAAAUCCAUCGAGUCAUCUUCCUCUAUUGGAAACAAAAUUAUUUCCAUUCUUUCAGUCUGUUCUGACUGCAGACAUUGCCGAAUUUGUUCCCUAUAUUUUCCAAGUUCUGGCACAACUUGCUGAACUUCAUGGAGAGUACGAGGAAUUGCCUUCAUCAUAUCAAUCUUUAUUACCCGUGCUUUUUACUCCAUCCUUGUGGAAUCGAAAUGGAUAUAUUCCUGGAAUGGUUCGUCUUUUACAGGCUUUUUUGAGAAAGUCUAUGAAUCAUAUAAUGGCAAAUAAUCAGUUGACUCCUAUUUUGGGAGUUUUUCAAAAUCUGGUUGCCAGCAAGGUUCAUGAUUACUACGGAAUGUCUCUGAUAGAAAGUAUUGUGGAAACUUGUGAUAUGUCGCAAUUGGAACCAUUUUUACCUGAGAUUGUUCAAAUUAUGUUGGUUCGGUUACAAAAGGGUCGGACAAUUAGGUUUACGAGGGCUUUUAUUGUUUUUAUUUCAUUUCUUUCCAUCAAAUAUGGAAGCGAGAUUGUUGUUUCUUUGUUAAAUCGUAUCCAGGAUGGUCUUUUUGUUCAAGUAUUUGAACAUGUUUGGUUACCAAAUGUCGUCCAAGAAGCAAAUCCAAAGGACCGUAAAAUUUGUGCCACAGGGCUUGCGUUGUAUCUUUCAUGUCCUACAUUGAUAGAACUUCCCAACUUAUGGCUCUCGGUGUUGUCAACUGUAUUGUCUUUGUUAGAAGGUUAUCAAGAAAAUCCAACUCAAGGCGGCAACCACGAAAUGGAAGGAUCGAGAGAAUAUGAUAUACAAUUCUCACAGUUGGCUUUGGUUGGAAAUAGAGAAAAUAUUCAAAUGAACAAAGUCCCAGAACCUGACCAAAUGCUCGUAAAUAACUUUACUGAAGUGGUAGCAAACAACGAGAGUUUAAAAGGUGUUAUACAAAGUUCUUUAUCCAAUCACUUUCAACAGUUGCUUGCCAGUCAUUUACAAAAAUUGGGCAGAAGCAUUUAAAUAGAAACCGAAACGUCUUUUUGGCAUUUGGAACUGAUCUUCAGUGGAAGCCUAGUAUAAUAAUCUGUUUAGGUGAAACUCUCUAGAGUUUUUGUUUAGUAAAGAAUAGGGCUUUGGAGUCUCUGAAAUGAAUAAUUCAAUAGUUGC
Galdieria sulphuraria is the source of this 3199-nucleotide messenger RNA. RefSeq lists its product as uncharacterized. Gene Ontology annotation, molecular function: nuclear export signal receptor activity; small GTPase binding. The coding region runs from base 134 to 3052 and encodes 972 amino acids. Gene Ontology annotation, cellular component: cytosol; nuclear envelope. Lineage: Eukaryota; Rhodophyta; Bangiophyceae; Galdieriales; Galdieriaceae. The transcript has 13 exons. Gene Ontology annotation, biological process: protein export from nucleus; protein import into nucleus. The record is from RefSeq and is a predicted model, not a curated record.